Molecule: messenger RNA, 702 nt
Organism: Cyclospora cayetanensis
Lineage: Eukaryota; Apicomplexa; Conoidasida; Eucoccidiorida; Eimeriidae
Product: DNA annealing helicase and endonuclease ZRANB3
Exons: 6
Coding region: 1-702 (233 amino acids)
Biological process (GO): replication fork processing; DNA repair
Cellular component (GO): nuclear replication fork
Molecular function (GO): ATP-dependent chromatin remodeler activity; ATP binding
Source: RefSeq, a predicted model, not a curated record
AUGGCUUGGCCACAUCCUCACCCCAGAGCAGAGAUAUUUGGGCAGCCUUGCUAUGGUAGAGCGAAAGCACUGGAAAGGCUCGCACCUACGGUAUGGGGGUUUUUCUUGCAGAUCUGCAUUAUUCGGAACGGCAAGACGGAAAUUUCGUCUCAGACGCGAGUGGUCAUUAUAUCCUACGAUCUGCUUGCCAAGCAAGAACGGUUCCAAGCGAACUACCAGUGUGUAAUUUGCGAUGAGUCGCACUACCUCAAGAACCACCACGCUAAACGAACGCAAAUGCUGCCAGACCUCUGCUCCUAUAGGGAGUUCAGUGAUCGCUACUGUCUCCCUGUUUUCAACGCCUUCACGAAGCGACUUGAGGAUGAGGGCCAUCAGCACGAAGAGGAGCUGCAUCUUCUUUUGAAGCAUACCGUCCUCAUAAGGAGGCUGAAGAAAGACGUUCUUACUGAACUGCCACCCAAGCUGAGGUCUCGCAUUCCGAUUGAAAUUUCACCCAAAGACUUGAAGGAGAUACGGCGAAAACUGGCGGGAUGUGACGUCAGCACACUUGUUCCGAAGGAGAGUGACGAAGCGGCAGGUGCUGGCACUACAGAUGCUGGAGCUGCGCUUUCAAAAGACAGUGUAGGCUCUCCAACCGCCUCGAACAAGCCAGUCGUCUCACGCCCUCGUAUCGGAGUUGUUCUCUUUGACGGGGAAAGCUAA